Astyanax mexicanus (Mexican tetra) is the source of this 6711-nucleotide messenger RNA. It is a transcript of the gene ankrd50l, whose product is annotated as ankyrin repeat domain 50-like. Bases 289 to 4569 code for a protein of 1426 amino acids. Gene Ontology annotation, molecular function: protein binding. The record is from RefSeq and is a predicted model, not a curated record. The transcript is spliced from 4 exons. Gene Ontology annotation, biological process: protein localization to ciliary inversin compartment. Gene Ontology annotation, cellular component: ciliary inversin compartment. Lineage: Eukaryota; Metazoa; Chordata; Actinopteri; Characiformes; Acestrorhamphidae.
UAACGAAAGCAGAACAGCACCUGCACCCAGAAAGCAUCUGACGACACACUUUCCAAUCCAUCACUGCCGGGGGAAAUACGAAAAUUGACUGAGUUCAACACAAAUACGCCACAGCACCUUAUAUGAUCCUCUUACGCAGACGACUGUAAAACUGAUCUAAAGGAAUGGCUGGAUAAUUUCAGAAUGAGCUCUUAAUUGGCAGCAGUAUCCAUUCUGCUGCUGCUGGAGUGACAUGGAGCAAGGUCCAUCAUUCACGAGGGCCAUCGUCACUCCGUCUCUCUGGGCCAGAUGAGGGGCUCCAGCCCCAGCCUGCUGCGGGGGCGGCGCUUCCACUGUCGGGAAUGGGCCCUGGAGAAGCUGAAGAGGUGCCUGGAGGCGCGGGAUGCGGCCAAAGGGCCGCAGGGUUCUGCCCAUGGCUCACAGGGGGUUCUUGUGACGGGGGGUCAAGGCACGGGCAAGACGGCCUUGUGCACGGAGUUGGUGUGGCCUCAGUCAGAAACAGGCAAAGCGUUAGGUCUGGCAUCGCGAUGCCUGGCCUGGCAUUACUGCCAACAGGAGGAUGCGGGCACUAUGGAGGUCUGGAGAUUCGUGCUGGGCCUUGUGGAGCAGCUAAGGGACAGUCCACUGCUGGCACCCAGCUACAGCCACUUGUUGGCAAGCCCUGCUAUUGCUGCCAGCCUGGAACCAAUUCACUGCCAGCGAGACCCUGAUGACACAUUUAAAAGAGCGGUACUAGAGCCCCUGCUGUCCCUACCUUCUCCAGCUCAGGCUGUGUACAUAGUGGUGGACUCUCUGAAUGCUGGCUAUGGCGGAUGUGUUGGUGCUACUGAGGGGGUGACGAGUGGAUCCAUGGCCAUUCAGAGUACUUCAAUAGCGGAGCUUCUUCUCAGGCACCUUCAACUUUUCCCUCCCUGGAUUCUGCUGGUCUGCUCUGCAAGGAGACAGAACAAAGCUGUCUGCAAGAUGUUCUCAGGGUUUCGGAAGCUGUGUCUCGACGACUUGCGAAAACCUGCAGCCGUGCGGGAUGUUCAACACUACAUUCUUCGGAGGCUGGAUCAGGAGGGAGCGCUGCGCCGGCAGCUCACUCCAGAAACGGCCGACAUGCUUAACUUGCUGCACAUCAAAAGCGGUGGCUGCUUCCUCUUUUUGGAGCAAGUACUGGAUGGGGUGGCAUGUGGUCUUGUAGGACUGAGGGAGAUCCGGGACAUUCCUGGAACGCUGAACGGUCUCUACCUGUGGCUCUGCCAGCGGCUUUUUCCCCGAAGGCUUUUUGUCCACGUUAGGCCUUUGCUCAACAUUUUGCUGGCCUCCCCACGACCUCUCACUCCUGAAAAGCUGUACUUUGCAGCAUACGCCAGAGACAACUGCUUGGGACAUGAGGACUUCCAGUCACUAAUGCGUGCUCUGGCACCCCUGAUUGUGGAGGGGCCUGAGGGCAGUAAACUUUUGUUCCAUGGCAGCUUCGCAGAGUGGUUAACUGAUGUGAAAUACUGCACACAGAAGUUUCUAUGCAGUGUGAAGGAUGGUCACCUUUCUCUCGCCAUGUCCCUGUCGCUAAGAUCUAAAACCCUGAGCACAGAGGACAUAUGUCAGCUGGGCCACCAUCUUCUCAGCAGCGGAAUUCAUGCUGGGGACCCAUCUCUGCUCGCUUUAUGGAUGAUAUGGACUGGUGUCCCCACUUUGACAUUUUGCACAAAGGCCAGUUCCCAGCAAAUCCCUGUGCUGGUUCAGCAGGAUGUGCUACAGCUUCUGAUGAAAAGUGGAGUGUAUCCUCCUACCUGUUCCCCAGACAAUGGCCCUAGUGUGGGAAUACACUGUGUGGGUGGAAGAAGAGGGAUAGUUCGGCGAGCCUUGCAGAGGGAGGACUCUGUGCGAGCACUUUUGGACAGUGGGGUCAGCGUGAACCGCACAGACCCUUCAGAUGGACGAACACUAUUGUCUACCGCAGCUCAUGCAGGGCUUGUGGAUAUUGUUGCACUGUUGCUGUGUCGAGGGGCGGAUCCUUCCCUCAGUGAUCACCAGGGUCAGACGGCUCUAACCCUUGUGGCCAGGCAAGGCCACAUUGGUGUGCUUCAAAUACUGCUUGAGUGGGCUCAAGACCAGGGAACGGACACUCCAGCUGUUCAAGCCCUGCUGGAACAUGCAGACAGUGAUGGAUGGACUGCUCUGCGUUCAGCUGCAUGGGGUGGCCAUAAUGAAGCUGUGAAGAUGCUUCUUGAAGCAGGAGCAGAUGUGGACGGUUGUGAUCCUGAUGGCCGCACAGCUUUACGAGCUGCUGCCUGGGGGGGUCAUGAGGAGGUCUUGAUGACCCUUCUAGACCAUGGUGCUAAAGUUGAUUGCAUGGACCAUGAGGGGCGCACUCCCCUCAUUGCAGCUGCCUACAUGGGCCAUAAAGAGGCAGUCGAGAUCAUUCUGGAUGCAGGUGCGGAAGUGGACCUAGCAGAUGGAGAUGGGCGCACUGCUCUUUCUGUAGCUGCCCUGUGUGUACCAUCAGCAACAGGAGGUAGAGGGCACAGAGAGGUUGUAAGUCUGCUGUUGGAAAGGAGUGCUGAUCCAGAACAUAAGGACAAAGAUGGAAUGACUCCUUUACUUUUAGCCUCUUACGAAGGCCACGAGGAAGUAGUUGAGCUACUUUUAGAGGCUGGUGCUGAUGUGGAUGAGGGUACUGGAGCUUAUCCUUCUGCUGUUACGCCUCUCCUUGCUGCAGCAGCCAUGGGACAUGCAGGCACAGUGAAUCGCAUGUUGUUCUGGGGGGCUGCAGUAGAUGGUAUCGAUGGAGAAGGUCGUACAGCUCUAUGCCUGGCUGCAGCUAAAGGUAGUGUUGAGGUUGUGAAAGCGCUACUCGACCGCGGGCUCGACGAGAAUCACAAAGAUGAUUUAGGCUGGACUCCACUUCAUGCAGCUGCAUGUGAUGGUCACAAGAGUGUUUGUGCUGUUCUGACAGAGCGAGGCAGCAUGGCACGUGUUGGUGAACUGGACGUGGAAGGGCGGACCGCCCUUAUUUUGGCAGCACAGGAGGGUCACUGCAGUACUGUAAGACUAUUGCUUGACCGCAAGUCACCCAUUGAUCAUCGAAGCUAUGAUGGACACUCUGCCCUCAGUGCAGCUUCCCUGCAGGGACAUACUGAAGUGGUGGAACUGCUGCUGAGACGAGGAGCUGACACUGAUGUGCGAGAUGCAGAGGGUAGACCUCUUCUAUACCUACUGAUUCUGGAAGGACGCUUGGAUAGUGCCACCUUGCUCAUAGAAAAAGGUGGAGUCCCACUUGAAUCGAGAGAUGCUGAGGGGCGAACAGCAUUGCAUGUAGCAGCUUGGCAAGGUGACCUAGAUGGGAUUGGGCUUUUACUGGGACAUGGUGCAGACCCAAAUGCACUAGACCAGGAAGGUCGGCCACCACUGCACUCUGUGGCAUGGAGAGGUCUCACCUCCGCUGGCAGACUCUUCCUCAGAGCCAGGGACAUUAAUGUUGAUCAAGCCUGUAAAAAGCAAGGUGCCACAGCACUCAGCAUUGCCGCUCAAGAAGGACAUGCUGAAAUUGUCGCCAUGCUUCUGGAAAAAGGUGCAGAUCCAGAUCACGUAGAUCAUUAUGGCCGGACUCCAGUAAAAGUUGCAGGAAAGAGAGGUCUUUUCAACAUUAUUCGUCUCCUGGAGAGCUAUGGCGCAAAGCCUUUCCCUGGAAUCAUACCUCCGUCACCAUCUGGGGCUCCAUUAGGCUCCUCUUCCCAUACAUCCAUGGUCAAAACUCAGUCUUUCUCUGGGGAGGGGUGUUCCAGUGGAGCCACAGCCACUUCUUCAACCUCCUCAACAUCUCUGUCAGCCUCAUGUUCUCCAGCCUCUACGGCUGAAAGAUUCCACUCAAUGCCUGGCUCUCAGACAUCUUCAUCCACAUGCCACUCUUUGGCUACUGUGCAGACUGUCCCUGCCGACUCCCUGAGUUUCACUCAGCAGAUCCAGCAGCACUCCCUCCCUCGUUGCCGCAGUCGACCGUCCACUCUUCCUAUGCCCGUCUCAAACCCUCCGAGCUUUCAGGGAAGUGCGUCCAGAAACAAGCAGAAGGCUUUCCCCAAAACUAACCUUCCCCUUGCACCAUGUUCUUUCCUUGCACUGCAAGACUCAAACAUGCUCCUCAAAGUGCUUGGGUCCCCAGAAGCUGGUGACUACCUCUUAAAAUCCAAAACCACUCACCUGAUUGAGGAUGAACUCGGAAAGUGCCCCCAGCAAGUGGGAAGCGGAGGAGGAAAAUGGAACUCAUUAAUGAUGUCCUUAGGGUUAACACCAAACCAAGAGGGUGUCAUCAGAGAGCCAAAAAGUAGAGACAGUCCACCAUUAGGAUAUCCUCCUCGUCACCUCCAGUCCCAUUCACAGAGGGAGAAUUGGGAAGGUCUUCAAAAGACAUCCAUCUCCCCAGCCUUUGACCUCUCAGCCAUGUCCUUACACAGUGCCUUACUGGAAGAAUCUGUCUUCAGCAUUACAACCACAGAUCCCCAGCUCAACCUUAAACAGGCAAUCAAGUUGCAGUUUGAGGGGCCAACCAGCGCAGCACUUUACAAGAGGGAAACUCCACUUUAAGGCAACCCUCGGUGAUUAGGAGCUCUAGGAGGGCAGAGUGGUGUGGAUAAUUGCUGUGUGUUUGAGUCACUCAGGGCGGAGGGAGGUGGUAGAGGAGAUCCCACCACACGCUGACCUCUGACCUCCUGCAGGACUGGCAUAGCAGAAGGAACAAAGAGGAACCAAAAGACUUCAAAGGACUUAUGCUGUGUACAUUCCAGAGAUUUUCUUUUAUGUUGUAUCACAACAGACAACAGCUGGCCGUGCCUCCUUUUUUUUUUUAUUAUUCACACUCAGACACACACAAUGACAGGAAAACAGACGUACACAGGAACACAUUGGGGAGCGUAGUGCUAUGCAGGAAAAUAUAUAGAACGUCUCCUUAUGGGACACAGUUACAGGACUGUGAUGUGUAUAUAUAGGAAGUUUGCAGCGGUCGUCUCCUUGUGUCAGCUGGGACAAACUAUUUUCAGUGCAACUGAAAUGACAGAGGCACCAAGUGAGAAAGAAGAAAGAAGACAAUGAAUGUGGCUGAACUGUGUGUCGAUGCUGUUUCUCUGGGCUUCUUCUGUCUUAAACCACUCAUUUACUCCCUAACUCCCUCUCUGGAAUGUACCCCAGCAUUUUAGUGACCCAGGACUCCUGCCAACAAGGGCUCAAGCACAUCACCAAAAACACACCCGAACCAUUCUUAACUGUCCCUCAGAGGAUUUUGUACUUUUUUUUGUUUAGGAAUUGCUUUGGUCAUCAGUGAUGACUGUUUUAAGAAUAUGUUGGCUUAUUAUUAUUAUUUUUUUUGGUGCUGUUUCUAUCAGCGACUAUAUUUAUGUUUGUAUUUGUUUGCUUAUUGUGAUUUAUGUCAUAUUCUCCCGUAUCUGAACACUGACCAGUAUAUAGACCAGUCAGCUACUGACACUGCAAUACUAACAGAGGCUGUUAAAUUUGGAUAAAAAACGCAUAGAGUACAAUUUGAGAAUGUAAAAAGGGGAAGGCUAUGUUCAGACUGCAGGAUCUGAAAAAAUAAAUCUUCAUGGUAUAACAAUAACAAUAACGAUACUCGUGGCGAUACGAAAACACUGAAUUACAAAAAUUACUGCAACAAAAUGAAAAUUAAAUGUAAUUACUGCAUACGAUAUGGAAUGGCACACCCCUAACUGAUAUAUUAAAAUAAAUACAACAAUUUUAUCAGAUUUGUAACAGAAUCCAAUGAUCCAGAAUGCCAUGAUAAUAAUAAAUAGUAUGGAACCCACUUCUGACACCAAAGACAUUUAAAAUCUGAUUUGAAUGUUCAGAUUAAGACACAUUUGAGACAAAUCUGAUUGUAAUCAUGUUUCUAAACCACCUUCAAGUGUGGUUUGGAUUUGGUUUUGUGGUUUCUGGCUGUCUAGAAUAUAAAAAAUACAGUAUUUUCCGGACUAUAAGGUGCAUCAAAAAUCCUUUAAUUUUCGCAAAAAUCUACAGGCCACCUUUUAAUCCAGUAUCAGUUUAGUUCUCCAGCAGCGAGGCUGGAGUAGCAUAGCAUGAACUGCUAACCAUGCUCAUUAUUUCCCUGUUCAGAGGAGAGUAUUAUCGACGUAUAACCUGCUCCUAACCCUGGCUAGCACUGCUGGAGUGAUUAACCGCUAAUGCUAGUGCUCCAGCCUUAGUGAUGGAGAAAUUCAGUAAUCUAAGAUGUAAUUGUAAGUGAAAGCGCUUUACUCACACAAAUAAACAGUUUUCAGGAGAACAAUCUGUGUAGAUUACCAUUCAGCACUCGAUUGACUUUAAAAGAAAGUCUUCUUUUUUGUUACAGUUUUGUUUACUUAGCUUAGCUUUACUUAACUUGGUUAGUAAUCCGGUGCGCCUCGUGUAUAAAAAUAGACCAGACCAAAUUGACAUCCACUUAUAGUCGCUUUAUAAUCCAGUGCACCAUAUAGUGCAAAAAUACUAUAAUCUGGAUACAAUUUAGGCAUGCUAAAAAUCAGAUCUGUACUGGUAGUCUGGACAUAGCCAAAGAGACUGAAAACUAGACAUUUGAAGGACCAUGUCGGGGUCAUAAUUAUCCAAAAGAGCUGAAUACAAGAAUCUGCCAUGUCAUUUACAGUGUUUAACAUUGUUUAUAGCGUUCUUUCUGUUUCUCACAGUUUAAUUCAUUUUUAUACAAUUAAAACAUCUUUUACUCUU